AUGCUUGUAAACCGAUAUUGUGCAAGAACUUUAUUGUCCUGUUCCUUAGUUUUGACUCAACUACCUCGGUUAUUCACGACUACUUCUGCCUUAAAUAUGUCUCAGCAAGACUCAGUUACAGCUCGUGUCGUCUUUGUCACAUGCCCGGACGAGGCUGUGGCAAAAAGAUUAUCAAGAGGGUUGGUCGAAGACCAACUCGCGGCUUGUGUAAAUGUUAUCCAUGGGGUAACAUCACUUUAUUGGUGGGAUGGAAAAAUUGAAGAGACCACGGAACAAAUGCUAGUAAUCAAAACAGAAGAAAAACAUGUUCGUGAACUUACAGAUUAUGUCAACAGCAAACAUGGCUAUGAGGUCCCAGAGGUCAUUUCAAUCAAGAUCGAUAAAGGUAGUGCCAGAUACCUUGAUUGGAUCAAGGAUAGUGUGAAACCUUAA
Funneliformis mosseae is the source of this 432-nucleotide messenger RNA. Lineage: Eukaryota; Fungi; Glomeromycota; Glomeromycetes; Glomerales; Glomeraceae. The record is from the annotation of a GenBank genome assembly.